Diuraphis noxia (Russian wheat aphid) is the source of this 1169-nucleotide messenger RNA. RefSeq names its product E3 ubiquitin-protein ligase rnf146-like. Gene Ontology annotation, biological process: ubiquitin-dependent protein catabolic process; Wnt signaling pathway. The record is from RefSeq and is a predicted model, not a curated record. NCBI's taxonomy places the organism in Eukaryota, Metazoa, Arthropoda, Insecta, Hemiptera, Aphididae. Gene Ontology annotation, molecular function: zinc ion binding; ubiquitin protein ligase activity; poly-ADP-D-ribose binding. Gene Ontology annotation, cellular component: nucleus; cytoplasm.
CGUUUAUCAUUUUAUCAUAUUCCAAGUUCCAACUAUUAUUGACCACAAGAUUGACCAUAAUAUCGUCCGUAGUUUUGUUGUUAUUAAUUUUCACUUUAUCGAUUUUCGAAUUACCAUUUACCACUUUACCAGUYAGUAAGAAACUAAUAACUAAGAAUCAUAUCGUGCAGAACUCCAGACUCCAGACGCUACUGCAACACCACUAAUUGGUUACGAAUAAAUAUAAUAAACGAGUCGUCGAACGCAGACAUGGCCGCGUCUCUUAAACGCAUGGAAAAUGAAAUCACAGACGAUGAAAAUUCSUCCGAGGAUAACGAACACGAAUCCGAAUCAUCAGAAGAUCCUCACACCUUGUCUGCUGGUUCUACCUCAACUAUAAAAUCUGACGACGAAGAUAAGCCUGCCCCUGUAUCUAAAAAAAAAAUUACCAAGAAAUCUAAAAAAAAUGCUAAAAUGUCAGRAAGUACAAAUGCGUCUGUUGCUUCUACCUUGCCAACAACCUCUGAUGUUAAUGAGAACUCAACGUCUGGAAUCAAACUGAAAUCUAUCUUGAAAAAGUCCAACCAAAAUGAUGACACAUCAGUCAAGUCUAAAAGUGAAUAUAACGAGUGUCCUGUAUGUUUGGGACCUGUUGUGUUUCCUGUUCGUACUCCAUGCGGUCAUGUGUUUUGUUUCUUAUGUGUGAAAGGAGCAGCGCGGCAAGCUAACAAGUGUCCAAUGUGUCGCCAACAUAUACCUAUUGAUUUUGACAAAAAUCCUAUUGUUCUUGAACGCCAAGAAAUGGAAACGCUUGAAGAUGGUUAUCAAUGGUUUUAUGAAGGCAAGAAUGGCUGGUGGCAAUAUGAGAAGAGAACUUCUGAUGAAAUUGAACAACAUUACAAACUCAAUAUACUUAAAUUUGAUGUACUUAUUUGUGGAACAAUGUAUACAAUUGAUCUCAAUCGCGAUGUGCAAUAUAACAGGGAAAAUCCAUCCAGGAGAAGGAAAGUGAAACGAGAAAUUGCUAAUAACAUUGCUGUUAAAGGUGUUGCUGGUGUUCAUUAAUCUUACAUAUUUUUAUCCCAUUAUUAUAUUUGCAUAUUAUAUUUAUUGUUCAUUAUUCAUGCAUGACUCAAAUUAUGAUGAAUGAAAUUUUAAAUGUAUAUUUUAUGUACUUAGUAGUAAUGUUG